Molecule: messenger RNA, 2083 nt
Organism: Hibiscus syriacus
Lineage: Eukaryota; Viridiplantae; Streptophyta; Magnoliopsida; Malvales; Malvaceae
Product: hexokinase-3-like
Exons: 9
Coding region: 405-1928 (507 amino acids)
Biological process (GO): glucose 6-phosphate metabolic process; glycolytic process; intracellular glucose homeostasis
Cellular component (GO): mitochondrion; cytosol
Molecular function (GO): mannokinase activity; fructokinase activity; D-glucose binding
Source: RefSeq, a predicted model, not a curated record
UUAAUUACCGAUUCUGUUUAGAAAGCUCUCUCUUUUAAAAAUUUCUUCUUGGCCCCAGGCAAUCCAUGUUCUUGAAAACAAAGGAAUUCUUUUGUAUUUCUUGGGGAAAAAAUUAAUUACCGAUUCUUUCUGGAAAAAAAAGAAAACGCUUGGAAAGUUGUGAAUUUAAGCCAUCAAAAGAACAUCUUCAAAGAUUUUGAUUUUACGGCUUUUUAGUGGAAGAAAAUCGAUCAGCAAAGAGAUGGAAGAAGGACCCAGAUGUUAAGCGGCGGCGUUUCGAUGGUUUGCUCGAUCAAAGCUAAAGAAAGCAUGGUUUUUCGAUGGAGCAAAGAUGAUAGGGUGGAUGUUUUAAUGGAUAUAUAGAAAGGGAGGUAGUUAUAUAUUGUUUUUAGCGUUGUUAUUUGAUGGGAAAGGUGGUAUUAGGGGUGGCAGUAGGGGUGGCGGUGGCCGCGUGUGCGGUGGCGGCGUUGGUGGUUGGAAGGAGAGUAAGGAGUAGGAAGAAAUGGAAGAGAGUGGUUGGGGUUUUGAAAGAGUUGGAAGAAAGUUGUGAGACCACAGUCGGGAGAUUAAGGCAAGUAGUGGAUGCUAUGGCUGUUGAGAUGCAUGCUGGUUUAGCUUCUGAAGGAGGAUCCAAACUCAAAAUGCUGCUCACUUUUGUUGAUGAUCUACCAUCUGGGAGUGAGAAAGGGAUUUUUUAUGCUCUAGAUCUUGGAGGUACUAAUUUUAGGGUCUUACGGGUUGAACUAGGAGGCCAAAGAUCUGAUUUGGAUCCGGAUGUGGUGCAACAGCCCAUUCCCGAGCAGUUGAUGACUGGCAAAAGUGAGGAUCUUUUCGAUUUUAUAGCUUCGUCAUUGUAUCAGUUUGUCGAAAAGGGAAAUGAUUCAGUGCAAUCUCUGGUUACAAAAGAACUCGGAUUUACUUUUUCUUUUCCAGUAAAACAGACAUCUGUUUCGUCAGGGGUUUUAAUCAAAUGGACAAAGGCAUUUGCAAUCAAAGACAUGGUGGGAAAAGAGGUUGCUGGAGCUUUACAACAAGCACUGGACAGGAAAGGUUUAAAUAUGCGAGUUGCUGUGCUGCAGGUGAAUGACACUGUUGGAACAUUAGCUCUUGGACAUUAUCAUGAUGCGGACACUGUUGCUGCAGUGAUAAUUGGAACAGGCACAAAUGCCUGCUAUUGGGAGAGGACCGAUGCCAUCAUUAAGUGCCAAGGGCUGCUUACGACUUCUGGAGGCUUGGUUGUCAAUAUGGAAUGGGGAAAUUUUUGGUCAUCUCAUCUGCCAAGAACUUCAUAUGAUAUCAAAUUAGAUGCCGAGAGUCCAAAUCCGAAUGAUCAGGGUUUUGAGAAAAUGAUAUCAGGCAUGUAUCUCGGUGACAUUGUGCGGAGAGUGAUUCUAAGAAUGUCAGAACAGUCGGAUAUUUUUGGACCAGUUUCUUCCAGUUUAUACUUGCCCUUUGCCUUAAGGAUGCCUGCGAUGGCUGCAAUGCACGGGGAUGACUCCCCUGAAUUGAUGGAAGUGGCGAGAAUCUUAAAUGAUGUUCUUGAUAUUCCAGAUGUUCCCUUGAAGGCUAGGAAGCUUGUUGUGAAGAUAUGUGAUGUGGUAACCCGCAGGGCUGCUCGAUUGGCAGCUGCAGGCAUUGUCGGGAUCUUGAAAAAGAUUGGUCGGGAUGGAAGCGGUGGCAUCACGGGUGGAAGAAGUAGAAGUGAUAUCAAGAUGAGAAGAACCGUGGUGGCGGUGGAGGGGAGUUUAUACACACAAUGCACGAUGUUUAGGGAGUACUUGCACGAAGCCUUGCACGAAAUACUGGGGGAGGAUAUUGCGCGACAUGUUGUGAUUAACGUUACGGAAGAUGGGUCAGGGACUGGAGCGGCUCUCCUUGCUGCCUCGCAUUCAUCAUCGGGAAGUGUGGAUAACAUACAGCCGGUAUAAAUAUAUGUUUACCUAAUAUACAUAUAUGAUAUAGCCCCUGUAAAUGUAGAAUUCAAUUUCCUUAUAAAUUUUUAAAAAAGAAGGGUUCGUCUUUCUUUGUAUCCCUAAGGCUCUUUCUUUCUUUUCUUUUUAUUUAAAAAAUCAAGGUUAUUGUA